Molecule: messenger RNA, 1851 nt
Organism: Scomber scombrus (Atlantic mackerel)
Lineage: Eukaryota; Metazoa; Chordata; Actinopteri; Scombriformes; Scombridae
Exons: 6
Coding region: 1-1851 (616 amino acids)
Cellular component (GO): synapse
Source: RefSeq, a predicted model, not a curated record
AUGAAGCUCUGCGUGAGUGGAAGCUCAUUGCUGGAGCAGAAGGAGGACUUGCGGAAGCGGCUUUCCUACACAACACACAAGCUGGAGCUUCUGCAGAGCGAGUUUGACUCCACACGGCAGUACCUGGAGACAGAGCUGCGUCGUGCACAGGAGGAACUAGACAAGUUCACUGAUAAACUGCGCAGAAUACAAAGCAGCUACUCAGCACUGCAGAGGAUCAACCAAGAUCUGGAGGAAAAGAUUCACAGAAAUACCCAGCACCACGAUGACGAGAAGCGAGCUCUGAGCAGAGAGAUCAUCGUCCUCAACAACCACCUGAUGGAGGCCAAGCUCACCAUCGAGAAGCUGCAAGAGGACAAUGAUCUGUACAGGAAGGACUGUAACCUGGCUGCUCAGCUUCUCCAGUGCAACAAGUCUCUUUACAGGGCGCAGCUCUCUGAGCUGCCUGCUGAUUUUCAGGAGCGACUGACCAUGCACAUGGAAGAGUCACCUCUCUGUACCUACUCUGACACUGUCCCAGCCUCUCUAAUUGCCAAAGUGCUCGAGAAGCCUGAUGACGCUUGCAGCAGCAGCCAGGCCUCUCGCUCACCCAGCCCCCAAGCCCAGGAGCACGCGUUCAUCUUGGAGAGCUUGGGCCCAGGAGGGCGCCUGGGGCUUCGAGCAGCCUACAAAUCUGACCUUUACAGCAGUGACACGGCCCUGUACUGCCCUGAUGACAGGCAUCGUGAGAGGAGGCCCAGCAUGGACCUCCAUGGCCAGAGGAAGCUGCUGUAUGGACCCCAGAACUCCACCGACAGCAAUCCAGAAGAGGGCUCGGUGGGGUUAAGGCCUGGCUUCUCCCAGGAGCAUUUUGCUAAGUUCCCUGCCACACUGGGCGCAGGCUCCAGCUCCUACUCCAGCUUCAGUGGAGGGGGAUCUGAAGACAAAGGCAAUGGCCCUCCCAGCAGUGCAGCUUCCUCCCCGCACCAUCACUCCCUCUACAUGGACUGGAGAGAUGCAGGGGACUAUGAGAGAAAGAGUGACUCAUCCUGGGAGAGGGACAGUCCAAGAGGCUUUGCCAACGCUCAUCCUUUCCAGCAGACGGAGCUGAGCCACCACCAGAACGGCAGCUCUCCUGUCUACAGUCGCACCAUGUCCUCCUGUUUCAGUGAGCCCUAUGAGCCACUGCCUCCAUCCUCCUCCCCAAGCGUUGCCUACGGGGACAGUCGUCGAGGCAGCACAUUAGCCCCAGAAGAGGACGAGCUGAUUGGCCGAUGGAGACAACUUAGCGUGGAGGACUUAAGUGCCCACACUUACCGCAGUCCAGGCCGGGCCUCGCCCUACAGCUUCUCAGAGCAGCACUUCUCCGUCCGGCCAGCGAAGAUCCGACUCGGGCCCCUCUACAGCAGCUUCCAGGAAGGGGCUGACUAUUACCAUCACGGAGUGGGUGUCAUGGACCCAGUGUGGGUCGAUGCCAGCCCCAGCCCUGAAUGCAGCCCAGGACUGCGGCAGGCCCACAGCCAAGCCCACCUGUACCGAGCUGAGGACAGCCAGGGUUCGGAGCACAGCCUCUACCACUCAGGGAGCUCCAAAGACAGGGAGGGCAAUGUGGCAGCUGGAGGCCAAAGCACGGAUUAUGUAGAUCCUAGUCCCAACAGCUCCACCGAGUCUCUCAAUCAGAGGUCCCUGGAGAUGGCCGCAGAAAUGCAGCACUAUCAAGCGGAGAUGCACAGCCUGCCUGCACAGGUGAGCCAGUCACCACCUCCAGUCCCACCCCCUCCUCCUCCGUACAACCAAAAAUUUGGCUCCCUGGGACUUUCCAGGAAGGACAGUCUGACCAAGGCACAGCUAUACGGAACACUUCUGAAUUGA